AUGGGAGGUCUGGGCAAGACAACCCUUGCUCAACUCGUUUACAACGACGAUAGAGUUAAAAAUGAUGAUAACUUCGAAUUUAGGAUGUGGGUAUGUGUCACUGCGAAUUAUGACUACAAGAGGAUCCUAAAAGAGAUGAUAGAAUAUCAUACUGAAAUGAAGUAUGAUACCAACACAAUAUCCCUUGACCUUUUAGAAUCCCGCUUUCGGGAAUUCUUGGCUAGAAAACGCUUUUUACUUGUUCUAAAUGAUGUAUGGAUUGAGAACUACGAGGAAUGGGAGGAGCUUAGGACAGUAUUCAUUCUAGGGGAAAAAGGAUCUACAGUUUUGGUUACUAGCCGAAACAGCAGGGUCUCAGAUAUCAUGGGGACACGGAAACGUAAUGUGGCAGACAACGUGCGUGGAUCUCUGGUAGAUAUUGGUAGAGAAAUUGUAGGAAAGUGCAAAGGCCUGCCUUUGGCGGUAAAGGCAAUGGCAGGUCUCUUACGUGGUAAUCAUGAUAUGAACAAUUGGAAGAGAAUCCUAAAACAUGAGAUAUGGGAGGCUGAGGAACGGAGUACCAACACAGGGAAGCCAAUAGUUUUGCCUGCUCUAAAGUUGAGUUAUGGCCAUCUACCUUCUCAUCUGAAACAGUGUUUUGCAUACUGUUACAUAUUUCCCAAGGCCUAUGUGUUUGAUAAGAUGGAAUUGGUCAAAGUGUGGAAGGCACAAUCUUUUAUUCAGUCCAGAAGACGAGAUAUAAUUAAUGAAAUUGGAAAUGAUUAUUUUGAUGAGUUGUUAAUGAGCUCCUAUUGCUGCCAAGUCAAGGAUAAUGAGCCAUGCCCUGUCUCUGACAAAUCUCGACAUGUAUCAUUGCUUUGUAACAAUGCCGAGCAGGCUGCUUUGGCGACAAAGUUGAAGGAAAAAGAAGGGCUCAAGAAGGUGGUGUUUGAAUGGAGUGAUAGAGAUAGUGGUCCACAAGAUGGAGGAGAUGACGAAAAAGUGCUUGAAGACCUUCAACCACACUCAAAUCUCAAAGAGCUCCAAAUUUUCCACUACAAAGGUACCAGAUUUCCAUCUUGGAUGGGAGAUGGGAUACUCCAAAAUCUCGUUACCAUUUCCAUAAGUCAUUGUUCAAAGUGCAAAGUCCUCUCUCUUGGGGAGCUACCACACCUUGGAGAGCUAUACAUUAAACGAAUGCAGGAGUUGGAGGAAUGGCCUGAAGGGCAAUAUCAUUCUCUUUACAUACUAAAGGUUGGCAGCUGCCCCAAGCUAAAAAAGUUACCUCAGAUCUUUUUUAACUUACAAGUUUUGAAGAUCAAAAGGUGCGACUCGUUGAGGGAACUUCCAGUGAGCCCUUCAUUAGAGUUCUUAAUACUUGUCAAUAAUCUUGUUCUGGAUUGGAAUGAAGCAAUACUGCAUAACAAUCCUGUUUUUGACAAUCGCGCACUUCCAGUACACUUCGGUCCACAGAAACUGGAGAUAAGUGGGUGUAAACUAUUGAGCACCCUCCCUAUCCCUGAGCACUACCGACGUCUUCAGUAUCUAGCACUAGAUGGCUGUCAUGCUGGAACCUUAGUGAGGGCAAUUCCUGAUUCAUGCUCUCUGCAUUCCUUGGUGAUUUCCAACAUCUCAAACCUAACCUCUCUUCCAAAAUGGCCAAAUCUUCCUGGACUCGAGGCCUUGUACAUCCGUAACUGCAAAGAUCUUGUGUCUCUGUCUGAAGAAGAAGCAUCAUUCCAAGGCUUGACCUUUCUCAUAAUGCUGUCCGUCUGGAACUUCCCCAAGCUCGUGACAUUGCCGAACAAAGGACUUCCCGCUUCUGUCUCGUGUCUGAGUAUUGGUUCAUGCCCUGGUCUCAAGUCCCUAGGCCCUAGAGAAAUGUUGAAAAGCCUCACCUCCCUCAGGGAUCUUUACAUUGAGGACUGCCCUACAGUGGAGACAUUUCCUGAUGAAGGGCUUCCCAGCUCCUUUAAACAUUUGCAUGUUGAAGGAUGUCUGCUACUCACGAGGCGAUGCCAGAAAGACAUAGGCCCAGAUUGGUCAAAUAUCAAGGACAUCCCUGAUCUGGAGUUCAAGUCCAUCAAAGUAUCUUCAGUUCAAAAUUCACUAAAGGAGCACCCGAAAAUAAGAGCAUCUUCAGGCACUUGGUAUCAGCAUUUUACAUACUGUAAAGGAAUUGAUAAUAAAGAAAUUGGGCAACCACAAUAA
Molecule: messenger RNA, 2190 nt
Organism: Cornus florida
Lineage: Eukaryota; Viridiplantae; Streptophyta; Magnoliopsida; Cornales; Cornaceae
Product: putative disease resistance RPP13-like protein 1
Exons: 6
Coding region: 1-2190 (729 amino acids)
Biological process (GO): defense response to other organism
Molecular function (GO): ADP binding
Source: RefSeq, a predicted model, not a curated record